This is a messenger RNA of Sphaeroforma arctica JP610, 338 nucleotides long. RefSeq lists its product as hypothetical. Gene Ontology annotation, molecular function: actin filament binding. Gene Ontology annotation, cellular component: striated muscle dense body; nucleolus; catalytic step 2 spliceosome. The record is from RefSeq and is a predicted model, not a curated record. NCBI's taxonomy places the organism in Eukaryota, Ichthyosporea, Ichthyophonida. The transcript has 4 exons. The annotation marks the transcript as partial.
GUAAGUACCUCGGCACAGACCAUGAGCAUGCGGGUGACGAUGGACAGUUGACUGUGGGCUGUUAUACUAAGGAUUCCGAGGAAAGUAACGAGCUGAUUGCAUGGUGCGGGGCUGAGAGAAAGGUAAAGAAGGCAAAGGUGGAACAAUUCGAGGGCAGUCUGUCCCAAAUAGAGGAGGCGCAGGCCAAGAAAAACCAGAGUUUUACAGGGCUCAAUGGAGAGGUCAUCACAUUCCAGGGUGAUAAGCAGGAGCUGAAAGAUGCGAGGAAGAAGGGGACACUGAACGAAGCCCUGCUGAAUCGACGCUCGAAGGUGAAGGCCGAUCGCUACUGCAAAUAA